Ostertagia ostertagi is the source of this 1002-nucleotide messenger RNA. Lineage: Eukaryota; Metazoa; Nematoda; Chromadorea; Rhabditida; Trichostrongylidae. The record is from the annotation of a GenBank genome assembly.
AUGCAGUGGUUGGUGGAUGUGCUCAUGAAGAAACAAAUGGAUGUGCCGUGGCGGCAUGCACAUUUACCGUCGGUGUUUGUAGAUGGUUGCAGACCGCUACUAGGGAAGUUGAUUUCGUUUUCUGGCUUCGACGAAAGUGAACGGGCCGCGAUGAAGUUCAUGGUGGAGGCCAUGGGAGCGAGAUUCACCCCGUACCUUAGCCGUCACAAUAAUAUUCUGAUUGCUAAGACCGCUGGCGUUGAAAAAGUCGAGAAGGCACGUGAAUGGGAUAUCCAAGUGGUGAAUUAUCAAUGGUUGGCUGACAACUACGCGGGUCAGAGAGUUGACGCUGACAAUCAGCGAUAUCAGCUUGGUCAACCGUGUGAAGGCGUAUCGCCGGGUCCAUAUGCCUUGGAAAUGAUCAACGAUCAGUUCAAGCAACUUCUGCUUGCUUGGAAAAUGCCACUGAUCGUGUCCCCUGAGCAGUGGCGUCUGGCAUGCAAUCAGCACCACCGGCGAGCGAAUUGCAGCCGAAAGCACAGGAGCACAAAAAGUUGGGGAGCACGCAUCCGUCGUACGUGGUUGCGUUUAGUGGGAUCGACGAUGAAAAUAAACAUGUUCUUACUCAGAAACUGCGAUAUUUGGGUGGACGAGCUGUGUGAGGAGGUGUCUGAAUGUUACACACCUGGUGACAACGAAUGGUCGGCGCACGGAGCGGCUAUUGGAGGCGAUUUGUUUGGGGAAGAACAUCGUGAAUCCCUACUGGAUAGUGCAUGGAUAAACGAUGCGGAACAGUGGAUGAUACGCUCGAUUACUUUCCUUCACGAUGAAGACCAGGAGCGGCAUUUGGGUUACAACUGUAAGCGUAGCGUGGUCAGAGCACGUCACAAAAAGGUGUUUGAGGAUGUACAAUUCUACAUUACGCCGUCAGUGGAACCAAGUCGUGCGGUGUUGACGAAGUUGAUCCGUUUAGCUGGUGGCACGGUCCAUGAAAAUCGUCCAGCGCCGGCUCAUAUAGGUCUG